AUGCAUUCCAAUUCUGUUUUGUUUGGCCUUUCUGCCGUUGCCAACCUCGCCUCGGCGACUGCGACUGUACGAACUCUGUAUCAGGGCAACGGCAGUACGACCUGGGUGGAGAACUUGCGGGUUAGGUCCAAUGGCAAUGUCCUUGCAACCCAGAUCGGCCCCCCCGCCAACCUCCUCUCCUUCGACCCAAGCCAGGAAGACCCAGAAGCUGUCCUCAUCAGCACGUUCCCCUCUAUCCUGGGCCUGAGCGGGAUUACCGAGGUCAGCCACGAUGUAUUUUAUAUCACAGGCGCCAACACUACAGGCUCGAACAUCUCCGACCCCCCCAAAAACGCCACCAAAGUCUGGAAGGUAGACUUUAACCAGGGGGACGGCAACAACCCGGCUAUCGAGCUUAUCGCCGAGCCUGUCCUCCCGCUCGUGACCGACUUCAACGGCCUGACCACGUUCAAUGAGACCAUCAUUCUGGCCUCCGCCACCUUCCAGGACACGGUCGUCGCCAUGAACGUUGACACCGGCGACUACUGGACCGCCUUCGAGGACUCCCUCAUGUCUUCGAUUAACGGUAUCAAGGCUGCCGCCGACGGCUACCUGUACUGGACCGGAUCGAGCGGUCUGGCACGUGCGCCUCUGUACGACAACCUGACCCUCGGCACUGCUGAGCUGAUAUACGAUGGCUCCUAUGAUGAUUUCGCCAUCUCGUACAAUGGGUUUGCUCUUGCACAGAACGGCACGAGGUAUGCGUACAUGGCAUCCAACGAGGACACUAUUCAGCAGCUCGUCUUUAACGACGUCACUGGAAACGUCAGCUCCGCCUCUGAUGUCGCGGGUACAACUAAUGCGACGGAGUGGGGCAAGUCAACUGGGUGCGAUUUUGGCCGUACCACUUGGCAGAAGAACAAGGUCUACUGCACAACGGGCGGCGUUUUGACCACUGGGUCGACCGUCGGCGGUCAAGUUUUCGAGAUAACCGUCUAUUAAAUAGCAAGGUAGAAGCGUUCAAUGCAUGAUAGCGGGUUUGUCCUUGUCAUGAAGGGGAUAUUAAAUAUAAAUCCUUUCCA
Messenger RNA from Cryphonectria parasitica EP155, 1061 nucleotides. RefSeq lists its product as uncharacterized. The transcript has a single exon. NCBI's taxonomy places the organism in Eukaryota, Fungi, Ascomycota, Sordariomycetes, Diaporthales, Cryphonectriaceae. The record is from RefSeq and is a predicted model, not a curated record. The coding region runs from base 1 to 981 and encodes 326 amino acids.